This is a messenger RNA of Mastomys coucha (southern multimammate mouse), 2456 nucleotides long. It is a transcript of the gene Papss1, whose product is annotated as 3'-phosphoadenosine 5'-phosphosulfate synthase 1. Gene Ontology annotation, molecular function: sulfate adenylyltransferase (ATP) activity; adenylylsulfate kinase activity; ATP binding. The transcript is spliced from 11 exons. Lineage: Eukaryota; Metazoa; Chordata; Mammalia; Rodentia; Muridae. Gene Ontology annotation, biological process: 3'-phosphoadenosine 5'-phosphosulfate biosynthetic process; sulfate assimilation. The coding region runs from base 143 to 1888 and encodes 581 amino acids. The record is from RefSeq and is a predicted model, not a curated record.
CGAUCACUUGCUGGAGCGCACGUCAGCGCGCGCCAGAGCCGGUGCAGGCCCCGCCCCUUCUCCCUGCUCGCCCCGCCCCCGGCCUCUCUCCCAUUGCUCGGCCCCAGGGCUCUCAGCAGCUGGGCAUCCGCGCUGCGCGGCCAUGGAGAUUCCCGGGAGUCUGUGCAAGAAAGUCAAGCUGAGCAAUAACGCGCAGAACUGGGGGAUGCAGAGAGCAACCAAUGUCACCUAUCAAGCCCACCAUGUCAGCAGGAAUAAGAGAGGGCAGGUGGUGGGGACCAGAGGUGGCUUCCGUGGUUGCACAGUUUGGCUGACAGGAUUGUCCGGGGCAGGGAAGACGACUGUGAGCAUGGCUCUGGAGGAGUACCUGGUAUGCCACGGCAUUCCAUGCUACACGUUGGAUGGUGACAACAUCCGCCAGGGUCUCAAUAAAAACCUCGGCUUCAGUCCUGAGGACAGAGAAGAGAACGUUCGCCGCAUAGCGGAGGUGGCGAAGCUGUUUGCAGAUGCCGGCUUAGUGUGCAUCACAAGCUUUAUAUCGCCUUACACACAGGUACGUAAAGGCUUCACUGGGAUCGACUCUGAGUAUGAGAAGCCUGAGGCCCCAGAGCUGGUGCUGAAAACAGAUUCCUGUGACGUCAAUGACUGCGUUCAGCAGGUUGUGGAGCUUCUGCAGGAGCGGGACAUUGUCCCCGUGGAUGCCUCCUAUGAAGUGAAAGAGCUGUAUGUGCCAGAGAAUAAACUUCACUUGGCCAAAACUGAUGCAGAAGCCUUACCAGCCCUGAAAAUCAAUAAAGUGGAUAUGCAGUGGGUGCAGGUUUUGGCAGAAGGUUGGGCAACUCCUUUGAACGGCUUCAUGAGAGAGAGGGAAUACUUGCAGUGCCUUCAUUUCGAUUGUCUUCUGGAUGGAGGCGUCAUCAACUUAUCAGUGCCUAUAGUCCUGACAGCUACGCAAGAGGACAAAGAGAGGCUGGAUGGCUGCACAGCGUUCGCUCUGGUGUAUGAGGGCCGCCGUGUGGCCAUCCUCCGGAAUCCUGAAUUUUUUGAGCACCGGAAAGAAGAGCGUUGUGCCAGACAGUGGGGAACAACAUGCAAGAACCACCCCUACAUCAAGAUGGUUCUGGAACAAGGGGAUUGGCUCAUUGGAGGAGAUCUUCAGGUCCUGGACCGGAUUUACUGGAACGAUGGUCUUGAUCAGUAUCGUCUUACCCCUACGGAGCUCAAGCAGAAGUUUAAAGAUAUGAAUGCUGAUGCUGUCUUUGCAUUUCAGUUGCGCAACCCAGUGCACAACGGACAUGCUCUGUUAAUGCAGGACACCCACAGGCAGCUUCUAGAGAGGGGCUACCGGCGCCCUGUCCUCCUCCUCCACCCUCUGGGUGGCUGGACGAAGGAUGACGAUGUGCCUUUGAUGUGGCGUAUGAAGCAGCACGCUGCAGUGCUGGAGGAGGGCAUCCUGAAUCCUGAAACGACAGUGGUGGCCAUUUUUCCAUCUCCUAUGAUGUAUGCUGGGCCAACCGAGGUGCAGUGGCAUUGCAGGGCGCGGAUGGUGGCUGGAGCCAAUUUUUAUAUUGUUGGACGAGACCCUGCUGGCAUGCCUCAUCCUGAGACAGGGAAGGAUCUCUACGAGCCAACCCACGGUGCCAAAGUGCUGACGAUGGCCCCUGGCCUGAUUACCUUGGAAAUUGUUCCCUUCCGAGUUGCAGCUUACAACAAGAAAAAGAAGCGGAUGGACUACUAUGACUCCGAGCACCAUGAAGACUUUGAGUUCAUUUCAGGAACAAGGAUGCGCAAACUGGCCCGUGAAGGCCAGAAACCUCCAGAGGGCUUCAUGGCCCCCAAGGCCUGGACUGUGCUGGUGGAGUACUACAAGUCCUUAGAGAAAGCCUAACUGCUGAGCUGGGCACUCUGCCUGGGACGCAUGGCUGAGUAACCAAGGGGACCACACAGUCACUGACAGCCAUUCACUGCGGUUGUCUGUCUGGACACACUUCCUGAAAUCAGGCCGUUUCCCUCCGUGUGCAUCGAUUUUGGUCUGCCUUUGAGUUCUGUUUCAAACUAGUGUAACUCCACCCUGGCUCUAAUGUAUCUUUUCCACUUAUUGUUAAUAUUCUUAUAAUACGAUUUUAAAACUCUUGCCUUUUUAUAUUGUAUUUAUGCUUCUGUCUUACGAUUUUUCCAAGCUGACUUGCUAGUUUUAACCAGUAAUACACACAUCAUCUAGCUUUUCAUUCUUUAAGAAAGGGGGAAAAAUCACUAAACAACAAAGUUGGCGAGAGCUUGUUUGGGGAAUUUUAAAAAUUUUACAAACUAUUGUAGCAAUUAGGUUUUUUUAUUUUACAUUAAAAAUGUACACUGCUCCUCCUCUCCCCUGCAGCCCUACGUGUUGAUGAACUCUUGCUAUCUGUGUUAAGUACUUAAUGAAUGCCUUGAUUCAAUAAAAUUAAUUUUUUGGCUUA